Messenger RNA from Exophiala oligosperma, 306 nucleotides. RefSeq lists its product as uncharacterized. The record is from RefSeq and is a predicted model, not a curated record. Lineage: Eukaryota; Fungi; Ascomycota; Eurotiomycetes; Chaetothyriales; Herpotrichiellaceae. The coding region runs from base 1 to 306 and encodes 101 amino acids. The transcript has a single exon.
AUGAAUUCCUCUCACAACACGAACGGUAGAAAGAGAUGCUAUUACCAACAUUACUGGAUCAAGGCGAGCUUUGCGAGGGUAGAGGAAACCAGGCGCCAGUUGCCUGGAAUCGAAGAAAUUGAUCAGGACGUUGGGAAAUGUUUGAUAAGAUACAUCGGAGAUAAAGAGGAUCUAAAACGUUACUUUGGUCGAGAUUCAGUGCAACAACGUGAAAUCGAAGACGACGAUGAGGAGGCUCUAUACAUGAAGCAGGUCACCCCAUCACUUCAGUCAAAGCAGGGUGAUCGGCAGGAAACCAUGCAGUGA